Molecule: messenger RNA, 804 nt
Organism: Bipolaris sorokiniana ND90Pr
Lineage: Eukaryota; Fungi; Ascomycota; Dothideomycetes; Pleosporales; Pleosporaceae
Exons: 4
Coding region: 1-804 (267 amino acids)
Source: RefSeq, a predicted model, not a curated record
AUGAGUUCUUCAAUGAUUACCAGGAAACCACUCCCACAACCUGCGCAGGCGCACUUAAAAGAUGGUUCUCCUGAUAUUGCGACCGCUGCCUUUGGACCAGGAUUCAAUGCCCCUGUGCAUCAUCAGGAUGCGCUUUCAGAGCAGCAAAAGAAAGAGACGGCAAUUGACGACUCCGCUUCUUCAAUUGAGCAGGGUGUGACGGACAACCAAGGAACCGAAGGAAGAUGGAAUGCGUCCGGCGGAGGAUUUUUUGCAGUUAUAACAGGAGGCGCCUUGGUCUCAACUAUCUCUCGCCGUCUAGAUAACUUUCUCCCACCACACAAAAGAUAUUUCAAUAAUCGCAUCAGCCGCCGUACACUCCUUAUCAUUAUCGGCGCUUCCUUCAUCCUUCUUUUGGCACUCAUCAUAGGUCUUGCAGUUGGUCUGUCUGGCAAGUCCGAUGAUACUGCCCUACCUCUACCUGGAGGGACGCAAACUUUCGAGGGCGACUUGACCUAUUACAACCCGGCCCUUGGCGCAUGUGGUCAGACUCACAAUGAUGGUGACGCAGUCGUGGCCGUGUCCCACAUCCUUUGGGACAAGAACCAAGUGGGCGCCAAUCCCAACACCAACUCGUUUUGUGGCAGGAAGAUUCGUGCCCACCGUAUCAAUGAGAGGACGGGCAAGGAUGCCAGCAUCGACGUGACUGUUAUUGAUAGGUGUACCGGCUGCAAAGCUACCGACCUUGAUGUCAGCCCUGCCAUGUUCAAAAAGCUGGCCGAUCCUGAUUUGGGCAGGGUCACGGUGGAGUGGACUUGGCUGUAA